AUGUCAAGCAUCACAGACGGACUCGUCAUCAAGCUAGUCAACAUCGUUGUCUAUGCCGUAUCGCUCGGUUCCAACGUAUACUCGGUCGCUGGACCAGAGGACAUGUACGGUUCGAGCAAAGUAACCUACAUUACUCCCUCUUACUACGCAUUCUACGUAUGGUCCCUUAUCCACCUUUUAUUACUCGGAACGAUAAUCUUCCAAUUCACCUCUCGAGGCAAAGCCAUCAUUGUCGAUUCCAUCUCUUGGAGAUUCGCUUUACUCGGAAUCUUCAACUCUGUCUACAUCUUCUUCUGGUCUAGACAUUGGUACAUCCUCGCAUUCGUCUUAUCACUCUUGGUCUCUGCUACAGUCUCUCAAAUUUACUACGUGGUUAAGAGAGAUCACUCCGAUAGGGAGUCAUUGGGAGAGGAGGCUUUCGUUCAUCUUCCAUUCUCACUUUAUCAUGGAUGGACAAUCGUCCUAGUCGUCUUAUCGCUCUUCGAAGCAUUCGGCGUCAACGCACACACCCACAAAGCAGGAAUUUGGACCAAGAUCUUUGUAUUCCUCGCGUUCGUUUUCCUUGAAACUACCGCUGCGGCCUAUGCCUUCGCAAGUAAAGAAGGUGAUGCGGCUGGUGCGGCCGCCAUCACUUGGGCCUUGUUUGCUAUCUUCAUCCACCAAACUAGCUCAAAGUUCAUUCACUGGUCUGCCUUUGCCUUCUUCCUCUUAUCUCUCUUGGCAAUCGUCAAAUCUUUGAUCGCCACCGUCAGAGGAUCUGGUACAUUGUUGCACGACGAAGAGAGAGCUCCUCUUGUUUCUGGAUCGUCAUAG
Kwoniella botswanensis is the source of this 813-nucleotide messenger RNA. RefSeq lists its product as uncharacterized. The transcript is spliced from 6 exons. The record is from RefSeq and is a predicted model, not a curated record. Lineage: Eukaryota; Fungi; Basidiomycota; Tremellomycetes; Tremellales; Cryptococcaceae. The coding region runs from base 1 to 813 and encodes 270 amino acids.